CUCCCCGCCUUCUCCGUUUCCGCCCUCCAGCGGCCCUGACCUUCUGUCCCCUGCCUAUGAAGGGAGUGUUUGGCAUGUUCCGGAUCCAUGGCAUCUCUGGGGUCUGUGACCGCGGCGCUGCGGGUGGUUGAAGUGCUAGAAACCAUCGCGAGCCGCUGCGUGGGGCCCGGGGGCGGCCAAGUGCUGUGUACGAAGCCCACCGGCGAGGUGCUGCUUAGCCGGGAUGGAGGCCGCCUCCUGGAGGCGCUGCACUUAGAGCAUCCCUUAGCCAGGAUGAUAGUGGCAUGUGUUUCCAGCCACCUUAAAAAAACAGGAGAUGGUGCUAAAACAUUUAUUAUUUUUCUUUGCCACUUACUCAGAGGACUUCAUACAAUGAGAGAAAAAGAAAAACAUUCAUUCACUUCUGAAAAUAUUCAGACCCAUGAAAGGCAUUGGAAAGACUGUUGUCAGUGGAAAUUUGUUUCCCAGGCGCUGCUAACGUUUCACACACAAAUACUGGGUUGCGUUGUGGACCAGUAUCUAAGCAGGCACUAUUUAUCUGUCUUUUCUUGGUCUGCUAAAGGAAGAACACUGUGCAGGCGCUCUGUAGAGUUACUCCUGGAAGCUUACUUUUGUGGAAGAGUGGGAAGGAACAAUCACAGAUUGAUUUCACAGCUGAUGUGUGACUACGUUUUCAAGUGUAUGGCGUGUGAAGGUGGCACUGAGGUGUUGGAGUUGGUGGACAGCUGUUUUGAGGAGUUGAAUGUUGGUGUGACAGGCCUUCCCGUUUCAGAUUCUAGAGUUGUGGAGGGCCUUGUGCUUUCCAGAGACUUUUCUGUGUAUUGCCCAGCAGAUGGUGACAUAAGGAUGGUGAUAGUAACGGAAAUCCUCCAGCCUCUGUUUUCUUCACCCAGAUCCGAGUUUAUUCUCAGUUCAGAAGCAGAGUUUCAGGCAUCUCAGCGUUGGAUCGUGGAAAGGACAAAGACAGUAAUGAAACACUUGCAAAGUCAGAAUAUAAAACUGCUCCUGUCCAGUGUGAAGCAGCCGGACCUAGUGGUGUAUUGUGCGAGGCUGAGUGGCAUAUCCGUGGUGGACUGUUUACCACCUGAAGAAGUUUCUCUUGUCCAGAGGAUCACUGGUCUUUCUCCCUGUGUCCUACCACAGGUCACUUCACAGUGGGAACUUUCCGAUGCUACUUUGGUGACAUUUUGUAAACCCUUCAUCCUUAGAUCCAGAAGGUACGUUCAUGUUGGCUUGAUUAGCACUGGUGCGUUUAUACCUCACUGUAUGGUCCUUUGUGGACCAGUUCUGGGGCUUGUCCAGCAACACCAGAGUGCUUUUCAUGGAGCAUUUAAGAUGCUUCGGCAAUUAUUUACUGGCCUUGACCUAAAUUACAUCGUGCAAACCGAAGGCCAAUGUGACUCAAGUCCUGUUGCUUGUAACAAUAGCACAGAGAGUCAUCACGUGCCAGAAAUGGGUCAGGACAGAAUAGCAAAGAGCAAAAAUAAGCUGGAAACAUCUCAGACAUACUUAGAAGUAUAUUCAAAUUUGGUGGCCUCAGAUACAGAAUUAAAAACACAUGUGCCGUGGUCAGCACACAAGGAGACACCAAUAGAUACAUCCCAACCAGAUGAAGCACCAGAGUGCUUGUCUCCAGAAAAAAGUUCGACAGUUGAUGGCUGUGACGUGUUAAUGGGGAACAAUUCCACUGGAAAUCCUACAGCAGAAAACACUAGAACAGAAGUUUCUUUGGAAAAUGUCCAAGUCACAGAUAAUCCCAGAAAGGGGUCCACGAUGCCAGCAGUGCACAGGUCACUAGGCACCUGUGCUUCCCGGGGUUACUGUUCAUCAGCUGUGCCAGCAGGCUGUGUCCUGCCAGCGGGGGGUCAGUUUGAGAUUCUAAUGCAUUACUACCUUCUCAGCUAUGCCAGACAAUGUGGGCGACCUGACGAAAGCACGGUCAGCGUGUUAAUAGCUAAUGCACUUUUAGGCAUCCCCAAAAUCCUUCACAAGCCUAAGAGGGGAAAGGACAGCUUCCCACACGUAUAUAUGCGGUCCCUCCACGCACUGCAAACCAGUCGGCCCAUGGUAAGCCAUCAUCCAGGCUUGGAGUCUCUGGCUGGUAAGUACGUGUUACUGAGUUCAGUUCUUCAGUGUUUGGCGAAAAUAUUAACCAUUGAUUUAAUAAUCAACAUCAAGAGACAACCCCAGAAAAUCGAUGACCAAGAUUCUGAAGAUGAACUUUAACACUAAGUCUUUUGUUGCUCAAACUUUUAAUCUGGAGCCAGGGAGGUGGCUUGGUGGGCAAAGGUAUUUAAUGCCAAACCUGAUGGCCUGUGGCUAAUACCCAGGGACCACUGCAGAGGAGAGAAUGAAGUCCUGAGAAUUGUCCUGUGUCCUAC
Molecule: messenger RNA, 2381 nt
Organism: Acomys russatus (golden spiny mouse)
Lineage: Eukaryota; Metazoa; Chordata; Mammalia; Rodentia; Muridae
Gene: Bbs10
Product: Bardet-Biedl syndrome 10
Exons: 2
Coding region: 88-2226 (712 amino acids)
Biological process (GO): chaperone-mediated protein complex assembly
Molecular function (GO): ATP binding
Source: RefSeq, a predicted model, not a curated record